Molecule: messenger RNA, 2350 nt
Organism: Cladocopium goreaui
Lineage: Eukaryota; Dinophyceae; Suessiales; Symbiodiniaceae
Source: the annotation of a GenBank genome assembly
CGAAAGGGAGCGCAGGGGCUGAGGCCCUGACCACUGGUCAUGGCCUGGAAAUUCUGUGCGCUGGCGGCGGUCCUUUGUACAGAAGCAGCAGAGGUGCCACUCGGCUGCUUUCUCUAUGGCUGGAAGAUUUCAGAUGCCAUUUGGGGCACCCCCAAUCCGGUGAAUGCCACAGAUGCUUUGCACUGUCAGCAGAUUUGUGUUAACACCCCGCAUUGCGAGACCUUUGGUUUUCAGCCUGCAUGGAAGGAUUGCUGGUUGGGCUCAAAAAUGCAAGUACCCGCUCGUAGCUCUGCUGUAAGUUUUGUGUCGGGCCCUGCAAAGUGUGCAGUGGCUGGACAGUUCGGCACUGGUCUGUCGGCUUCGCCUGCAUGCGCCUUGUCACCGUCUUCUGACUUUCCAGGUGACACGGCCUUGCAGUCAGCUUCAGACUUUGCAGAUGGCAUGGUUCCAGUGCCCUUGCAGUGCUGGCCUCAUUUGCCGAAUGGAGAACUGGCACUGUGCAAAGGUUUGCCUGUAGAGACUUUGGAGGACACUGCAACCGGAUGGCCAGGGAAAUGCCUUGGCUUGGCGAGAACUGACUUACCCAUGACGGAGGAUUGCGAAUCGAGCUGCCGGGGCAAUGUGUCCUGCGCCAGCUUUCAAGAGGUUCGAACUGAAGGUGGUCUGCUGCAAUGCUGGCAGGGCACUGGCUAUGAUUGUUUUCGAGAUGAUGCACAGGUGAAUGUGGUGCAAGCGAAACGAUUCAUGCAUGGGCACUAUCGGGUGCUGAAAGAUCUAAGGGGAUACGAGGUCACAGGACUCCAAUAUGCCUUCGAGGGCAGCUUCUUUUCUGAUGUGAAUGAGGCAGUGAAGAUGUGCAAUCACACCUGCCUGUCGAACAUCGGAUGUCAUGCCUGGAGAUUCUCCACUGGAGAUGGCUGUUGGUUUGACGACCCAUUGAGGGGGAGUUUGACAUAUCCGCCCAGCUCGAAGGACUUCAUCAGCAACACGGAAGCUGCUGCCUUGGUGGUGGCUGGGGAGUACAUCCAACGUCUUUGCGAGGUGCCUCAGGACCUGACUGGAAGCACAACAUUCACAUCGACUCUUCUGCCCCAGAUUGCGGUGCCUUUGCCUGGAGUGGUAACACCCAAUGUGUCGGCAGCACUGCCCACCGUGGCUCUCCCAUCGCUGACCACUUUGGCACCCACUUUGGCACCCAAUGCCUCCAAUCACACGGCGGCCACAGCAGCAGCAACUGCUGCAGCCAGCGCAGCAGCUGCUGCUGCAACUGCUGCAUCAGCUGCAGCCGGCGUGGCAGCUACCCCGACCAUGGCCCCACUGCCGGAGCCGGUCACACCUGUACCGGUGACGCCAGUGACAUUGCCAACCACGACGGAGCCAGUGGCAACUCCACCAACCACAUUGAGAAGACACGAACUCAAUGCGAAGUCUCGUUUCUUCCGGCUGGGAUCAGGACAGGUGUUCUACAAGGAUGAGAAUAUGGUGCUGCACCGUGUCAAUGGCGGCUGCAAAGACCAGGGAUGUGUGUCCGAGGAGUGCGCAAGCGCUUUAGAAAUCUCCGAGAUGAUCGCCAAUUCGCAAGCUUUGGGAGAGGACUUUAACUGCGACCUAUUGGCUCCAACUCACGGUGGCUCCAGUGGCUCAGGUUUCAAUUGGACAGCACUCUUCGUCUCGAUCCUUUUUGUGAUUGGUUGCUGUUCAGUAUGCAGUUUUUUGGCUCCGCAGAAAUACCUGGUCAGAAGAUUCCCCUGGCUGGAUUCAUAUUUGCCUUCCUGGUUUUCGGGAGCUCGCCAUGAGCCCUUCAUGAAACUGCAGGAGGGACGCACCUAUCGAGGUGUUCAGUCGAUGUAUGAAGAGGAUCAGCUGCCUCUGAUGUAUCCUGGCGGUCCUCAGUUUGCCCGGGCUGGCGUGCCUCCAAUGGCAGCUUCCAUGCCCCCGAUGGCAGCGAUGUCAUCGUUGCCACCAACCCAACAUCUGGCACCGCAGAUGCAGAGUCCGGAGAAUCUCUGGGGAUCGCAGUACCCAGGCCCUCUUCCACCGGUGGAUGCCGGCUAUGAUUUGGUGACUGUAACUCCAACCGGUAUAGAGGUCACACCCCUGGGAGAGACGCCGCCCGCUGGAGUGCCAAUUGUGAAUCCUUCCUUUCCAAUGCCCGUUCAGUACACCUAAGGCUUCCCUAGAGAUGCUGCUCCAUCAGCCAAGUUGGAGGUACUUGUGCCUGUCCAAAGUGACGUGCCAAAGAGCACUGGCGCAGCCCUACCAGCCCUGCGCCGCGUUGGUGGCGUUGUGCAGCUGGAAAAAGUUGGGCACAGAAGCACUGUGUUUUGGAAUGUUCGGAGGCACUGAGCAC